Molecule: messenger RNA, 654 nt
Organism: Chironomus riparius
Lineage: Eukaryota; Metazoa; Arthropoda; Insecta; Diptera; Chironomidae
Source: the annotation of a GenBank genome assembly
UUAUAAAAUGAAUUCGCUUAGACGAACAAUUCAAAUUGCACCAAGAUUGACAUCUACAGUCAGAAUGAUGGGUCAUGGUCCAUCUGAUCACGAUACAGCAGGUUCAAUUCGUAGCGCUGGAGGAAGCUUUGCUAAGAUGGAAAUUGCUCAUGAAGAAGAAUAUUUCUACAACUUGCGCAAGGAUCAACUCCAUAAAUUGAAGGAAAAGCAAAUGCAUGAACUCGAAUUCAGAGAGAAGGCUAUUAAGGAUCAUGAAGAUGCAAUCAACAGACAUAAGGUUGCUAUUAAGGAAUUAAACAAGCAAAAACAUUAAGCAAUACUAUAUUCAACCCUUCCCUAUUGUGUGUGCUGUAACUUAACUAAAGACACAAUCAAUUCCAUCACAAAAUUGUUCAAAAUCAAUAAACAAAACAAAAAAUAUAUUUUUCCACACUAACAAGGAAGUUAAACACAAAAUCUAUUCGGAUAUGAAAUAAUACAGAUACAGAAAAUAAUUUGGAUGUGAUCCUACAACUGUGCUUAGUGUUUAGUCCACAAAACAAUUACUUAAACUGCAUUUUUCUUUAUUACAGACCGAAUAGAAUCUUAAGUAUCAAAUAUCUUGCAUUUUUGAUGGAAUUUAGUAGUUUCAACAAAUGAUAAAUUUUCAGUAAU